Molecule: messenger RNA, 303 nt
Organism: Iphiclides podalirius (scarce swallowtail)
Lineage: Eukaryota; Metazoa; Arthropoda; Insecta; Lepidoptera; Papilionidae
Source: the annotation of a GenBank genome assembly
AUGUCGCUAGAAAAUGGUUACAACCACCCGACAGGCAUUUUCUCCGAUGAUUUAUUUUCAGCCGAGAAUGCGGACGUGCGAGGGAGACGGGCCACGGUUGUCGGCUCCCGCGGCGUGACGUCAGAGCUGCUGCGCCGCGCCGUGGUCAGCCUUGACCUUGCAGGCUCUCGAGUAAUUCGCAAUGUUUAUGCUGAACGCGAGCGUGCCACGCUAAUUGGUAAUCAUGGACGCAGAACAACGGGCUCUUCUGAGCAAGCGCACGCGAACAGAAGAGCUGUUCGCUUAUAUAGAUACGAUCCGACA